GAGGAAAAUCCGCUAAUUUGUGCUAUAUUUAGGUCGAGUGGAUUUGGCGUCCAAAGAACGGGAAAGAGAGGAAAGGAUACGACGAAUCAAGGAGCAACAGGAGGAGGACAGAAAGAAAAAGUUAGAAGAAUUGAAGCUCCAUGCGAUAAAUGCGCAAAAGUUUCGUGAACAGCAAGAGGCCGAGAGAAGACGACAUAUCGAAGAUUUAAGAUCCAGGGAUUUCGAUCGUCGGCAGCAGGUUGAAGAAAGGCGUAAAGAGUUAGAGAGAACAGAACUAGAGAGAAGAGAAGCAAUUCUUGCAAAAAAUAAGGAGCGCGAGGAACGAUUAAAUCAACAGAGAAGAAAUUCACGCGGAAAUAUGGAAUUUGCAUUUGGGAGCUCUGCGCCACGAAUGACAGAUCAAAGAGACUCCUCACACUGGGGCUCAAGAAGUAUAUUCGAGCGAAGAUCUGUUGAACGUGAUGUGGAUUUAAAAAACAAAAGAACAGCAUCAGCCCAGGCUCUUGACAGAAACAACGAAGACUCAAAGUGGAUUCGCAAUUCUCGAGCUGCUCGUAUUGGCGAGCCAUUAAUCAAGCCAAGAUCUAAAUCUAAAUCGCAACCGGUGUCUCCAAGUCGUGAAUCGCUUCCUCCUUGGAAUUGGGUCGUGCGCGACAUUGACAUUGGAGACACAAAGUCUGAUUGUGGCGGGAUCCGAUUAUAUAACAAAUCCACGGAAGAUUUAAGAUUUUGGCCGCCAUCUUUCCGAGCAGCCAUUCCUAGAACACGGUCCAGACAUGACUGCAGUUUCGAACGGGGAACUUCAUUUAUCCGGGGGGAUGAGACUGGAAACAGCUUCACUGCUGCACAGAUGGGUGCGCAUAGGCGUAGAACUGAUCUGAUACCUACCAUCUUGAUGGGGCGGGACAGGGGAUCCACGCCCAGUACUCCAGGUAGAGCGGUCAGUAUGUCCCGUAUUGACCAGCUGGCUAUACCCCGCUCCCAGCUUGGUAAGGGCAUGUCUAAGAGUGUGAACAGUAAGAGCAUGUCCCACCUGGCCCUGAAGAAGACAAGUGGCCAGGCUGCUAACAGGACUACAGGACAUCAGAGGGCAGCUACAGCAGCCCAGCCAGCUAGAAAACCAGGCCUAUCCCGUGAGAACAGCACUGCCUCCCGGCCCUCCAGUGCUAUGUCAGGCGGAGGGCGGGGUCAGGUUCGCCUUCGCUCCGCCCCCACACGUCGUCCUCGUCCCUUGAGCAUAGCAACUACAGGAAUGACGUCCUCUACCAACGGGAUGACGACCUCUAUGUUUGAGGACAGACAGCGACCUCAGCUGCGGAAUAAAGCCUCUGCUACUCCCAAGAUGGACAGGAUGAAGAGAGCUAAAAGUGUGACCAGCGAGCAUGGAAUUGAGGAUGAUCAGAGGAGUAACAGUAGUAGUACAGCUAGCGGGCCGAUCAACUCAGCCAGUACUCCGGUCAGGCCGAGUAGUGCGCGUAAAACUCCGGCGCAGGUCAAAGCAGAAGCAGCCGCGAGACGAUCAAAGGUCAUUGGACGAGCAGGCCCUCCAAAGACAGGGAAAGGAUCCAACUCUGUUAGUCCCGCUCUCUCCUCGGACCAGCUUCAUGGAGGAGGUGGGGAGGGACUGGAGGAGGGAAAGAGACAAAUUACCCCAGAUAUUAUUAAGGAUAACGGGAAAAAGAACAGUUAUGGUUCUAUCUCUAUGGAAGGAGGCGAGGAGAAGCAUGAUAAGGAAGGGAAGGAAGAGGCUGAGAAUGAGAAGGAUGAGGAUGAGAAGGAGAAAGAAGAUAAACCAGAGAAAAAGAUUAUUUCCAGUGAAGAAGAGGCAAAAGCUAAAUUGGCUGAAAAGAGAAGGGAAAUGAAGGAGAAGAAGGAACGAGAGGCCGAGGUUGAGAGACUGAGGUUAGAAGAAGAGGAGAGGAUAGAGCAGGAGAGGUUGAGGAUAGAGGAGGAAGAGGAGAGGAGGAUGGUUGAGGAAACAGAGAGGAUUGCAAGUGAAGCAAGGAGGGCGGAAGAAGAGAGAAUACAGAGAGCCAUAGAGGAGACGGAAGCAGAGGAGAAGAGAGUGAAGGAGGAGGCAGAGAGGUCCCGGAAGGAGAAGGAGGAGAGUGAGAAGAGGAAGAAGGAGGAAGAGGAGAAGAGGGAAGCAGAUCUCCAGGAGAAACUUAAAAAGGAGGAGGAGGAGAGGCAGGCCAGGAAGAAGAGGAUUGAGGAGAUAAUGGCGCGGACUCGAGCUGCCAAAGAGACGCCGACCUCGACUCCGAAGAAGGAGGAGGUUGAGUCUGAUAAACCUGCAGAUAUUCCUAGUCAACCAUCACAACCACAGAGUUUGGAUACAAACGUGGAUCCUACUACUCCAGAUAUUCUGGGAGACCUCUCCAGUUCUGUGCAGACAGAAAAUGAGCGAAAUCUAAUACAAAAUGGCGAUGAGCAUAAAGACGACCAUUCCAGCCAAAAUGGCGACCACAGCAGCCAAAAUGGCGGUGAUUCAGCCAGCAAUGGUGAUUUGAUUAAAUGUGACUCUAAUGGUGAGCUAGAAAAGGGAGCAUUAGACUCUCUUAGUAACAAAAGUGAAGAUUCUCAAGCUUCAAAUAAACAGUCUUCAUUGCAAAGUUCGCUUAUUGAGUUAGAAAACGGUAGCUCUAAAAUGUCAGCUCUAGAAAUUGAGUUUGAUGAAAUCUUAGAUCUUGGGUCAGAGGAUAAUAAAACCUCUUCCCAGCAGCCUCCACAACCUCCGAUACUUGCAUUCGAGCCCAGCUCUCAAUCCACAGAUUUGAUGUCUUGAUCAGCUGCAGAAAACCAGGGUGUGCUUCAUUCUUUAUAAACAAGAUGGCCGUCACUAAUAAGAUGGCGGUCACCAAGAUGGCCGUCACUAACGUUACUAACGUUGGGAAGGAUGUUUCCCUCCCAACGUUAGCAUGCCCGGACGCAGCUCCCGGAUUCGAUAAUAUUUCAAAUUUUACAUUUCAGUUUUAAAAACUGCUGUUAUUACUCCCCUGCUCUAAAUCACCCCGGAGUUAGAUUGCUUCAGUCCUUGUUUCUUCCGGUUUGACCGGAUUCCGCUCCAAACUGGUUUUCGAAUGCACAACUUCCUAACCGUGCAAUCCGCGAAAACUGAGUUUCCAUAUCUACGAGUGCUGCAUUCAGAAUCUACCAAAAAAAAGGACGCUCAAUGAUUUUUCUGGCAGAUUUUCUCUCCGCGUUUUAUCUUUGUGACGUUUAAUGUUUGAGCUCUAUGACAUAUUUCUGUAAACUCAGAAUUCCUUAGAAUAUAUAAAUAUAAUAUAUAUA
Messenger RNA from Eurytemora carolleeae, 3291 nucleotides. RefSeq names its product ensconsin. Gene Ontology annotation, biological process: microtubule cytoskeleton organization. The record is from RefSeq and is a predicted model, not a curated record. NCBI's taxonomy places the organism in Eukaryota, Metazoa, Arthropoda, Copepoda, Calanoida, Temoridae. The coding region runs from base 359 to 2785 and encodes 808 amino acids. Gene Ontology annotation, cellular component: microtubule cytoskeleton. The transcript is spliced from 20 exons.